Molecule: messenger RNA, 679 nt
Organism: Hevea brasiliensis (rubber tree)
Lineage: Eukaryota; Viridiplantae; Streptophyta; Magnoliopsida; Malpighiales; Euphorbiaceae
Exons: 3
Coding region: 285-497 (70 amino acids)
Source: RefSeq, a predicted model, not a curated record
CACGGUGGUAGAAUCUCUGCGGCUUCUCGACACUUCUAUAGAUCGACUUUUUUCGGAAUUCCCUUUCUUUAUUCGUCAGCUUUGUGUUUGAAGAGGCCAAUCUCUCAUCUCCCUUCCAAACAAGUGACAACCCACGUCUACGCUCUCUCACCGGUGUUUGUCUCUGUCUUUUUAUCCUUUGUUUUGCUGUCUGGUUUUAAUUUUGAUGGAAAAUAAUGAUUCUUUUCCCAUUCUUGAUUGAAUUUUGCAGGAGUUUCGCUUGGCUGCUGCGCAAUUGAUCGACAAUGAGCCGUGGUAACCAGAGAGAGCGAGACCGGGAAAGGGCCCAAGCUAGGGCUGGCCACAAGCCUAAGAAUUCCAAAGACGAUGGAUUGACCCCUGAACAACGCCGUGACAGGGACGCAAAGGCUCUGCAGGAGAAGGCUGCGAGGAAAGCUGCCCAGGCUGCUGUGGGAGGAAACAACGCUGGCGGUGGAGGUAAAAACAAUAAGAAGUGAUGGGAAGAUUGUAAGGGAGGUGUUAGUUAGCCAUAUGGGGAUGUUUGUACUGGAUCAGAUAUGAGUUCCUGAUUGUUGAGAGUCAUGUUUAUGUCGUUCUGUAGUUGAAUAAACACGGGCAUUGAUAUUGACUUCUGAACCUCUGAUUUAUCUCUGAUUUGGAAUGGAAUACCUAUUUGUAA